Molecule: messenger RNA, 465 nt
Organism: Lodderomyces elongisporus
Lineage: Eukaryota; Fungi; Ascomycota; Pichiomycetes; Serinales; Debaryomycetaceae
Gene: MBF1
Product: Mbf1p
Exons: 1
Coding region: 1-465 (154 amino acids)
Cellular component (GO): nucleus
Molecular function (GO): DNA binding
Source: RefSeq, a predicted model, not a curated record
AUGUCAGGUUCAAACUCAGAUUGGGAUUCAGUUACCAUUAUUGGUCAAAAAGCUAGAAUUGGUGGUGGUGGUCCAAGAGAACAUGUUGCCAAGACUCAAUCUCAAUUAAACGCAGCAAGAAGACAAGGUCUUGUUGUUGGAACAGAGAAGAAGUACGGUUCAUCAAAUGUAAAGUCAAACCCAGAAGGUCAAAGAUUGACCAAACUAGAUGCUACAGAUGACGUUGUGGCAGUGAAGAAGGUUGACGUGAAUGUUGGUAAAGCCAUUUCGAAAGCUAGACAGGAGAAGAAGUUCACACAAAAGGAUUUGGCUACGAAAGUCAAUGAGAAGCCAAAUGUUAUAAACGAUUAUGAAGCAGGCAGAGCUAUCCCUAAUCAACAAGUUUUGGGUAAACUAGAACGAGCUUUGGGAGUUAAAUUGAGAGGAAAGAAUAUUGGAGAGCCUUUGUUUGCAAAGAAAUCAUAA